AUGUUAUCAAUAAAUCGACAGAAACGUAAUUUACCAUCUGUGCCAAGUGUUACUACUUCAAAUCAAUUGCAAUUACGUCGUGCUAAUUCUGAAUCUCGUUUUAGUCUUCCAGCUGUUCCAGUUCCAUUACCAAUAAUAAUUCCUCAACAAAAUCUUGAUGAUGAAAGUGAUUUACUUGAAAUUGAUCUUAAUGAUCCAAUUGGUUCAAUGAGUAGGACUUUAUGUUCAAAAACUGAAUUUGAAUAUAAAAAACCUAAUGAAAACUAUCAAUAUCCAGUAAAAUCAAUAAAUGGUCAUUCAUCAAAUGUUAAACAAUUACGAGAUCAAACAACGAAUACUCCUCCAAUAUCAAAUUUAAAUUUAUCCAUAAAAUCAAAGAAAAAAUUAAAAAAGAAAAAUUCAAUUUCAUUAAGUAAUACUAAUGAUCAAAUUAGUUCUUCAACUAUUCCAUCAAUUCCAAAAUUACAAAAGAGUACAAGUACAGAAAUAACAUAUCCAUUUCCUGUAACAAAAUUAAUUUUAAAUCGAUCUCGACAUGGUACUUCUACUGAUCUUGGUUUUCGUAUAACUGGUGGUCAUUCAAUUUCUAAUUGCACGGAAGUAACAGCAUGUAUUGAAAACAUUAAUAUUCGUCAUCGAAAUUAUGAAAUACUUAAAAAUAUUGUUCAAGAAGGUGAUGAAGUACUUGAACUUGGUGGUGUGCCAUUACGUGGUAAAAGUGCUUUAUUUGUUGAAAAUUUAAUGAAUACAAUAGAAAAUGAAUUCGAAAUUAUUGUUCGUAAUCAAUCGAUUAAUACAAAUUCAGAUUCAUUAUUACCAAUAGAUACAAAUAGUCAUCGAAGGCACACCAUGGAUAUAUCACAAUUACCAUUAAGUGAAUCAACAAAUAAUACAGUUACUAAAUCAAAAACAACAUCAAUAUCUUCACUUGAUCAAACAUCAAAAAUAAUAAUUGAUGACACUCAACAGAAACAACAACAAGAACAAAAUGUUUUAUCAAAAACAAAAUCACUAUCAAAUGAAAAAUCAACAAAUUUAUUUUCACAUCGUCCUCGUUCAAAUUUAUUACCAAAUGAUCGUGGACUAAAUGGUGUUGAUAGUAAUAUAAGUAUUGAUCAACAAAAUUCUAUUGAAUCUGAUGAAACUGAUAGUUUAUCACAAUAUUUUCAUUCACCACAAAAAUUAAAAAUAACUUCAAUGACAAAAGGUAAUACAUCAAUAGCUCAUGGACGUAGUCAAAGUGUUAUACCACUUGCAAGUGAUAUAACAAAUGCAUCACGUCGUUUACAAAGUUUUCUUAAAUCUGAUGUAAAGCGUUCAUCAAAAGAUUCAACAAAUACAGAAAGAAAAUCAUCAUUAGCUUUAGCAUCAUUACAUUUUUUAAAGAAAAAAACAAAAUCAGCAGAUUUUUCUAAUCAAAAAAAUAUGAUUAUGAAUCAAUUACGUGAAAAUCAUUAUGUUGGUGAUAUUGAAUUACAAAUACGACAUGAUUGUGAACGAGAACAAUUAGUUGUUGUUAUUAUUCGAGCAAAAAAUUUAUUACCAAAAGAUACUAAUGGAUUUUCAGAUCCAUUUGUUAAAGUUUAUUUAUUACCUGGAAGAGAUGCAGAAAAUAAACGUCGAAUUAAACAUGUAUCAAAAACAUUAAAUCCUGUAUGGAAUCAUACUGUUAUAUAUGGAAAUAUGCAUCGAGAAGAAGUACAAUAUAAAAAACUUGAAUUUACUGUUUGGGAUUAUGAUCGUUUUAAAGCAAAUGAUUUUCUUGGUCAAGUAAUAAUUGAUUUAAAAAAUCCAAAUGUGAUUGAUGAUAAACCCCAUUGGUAUCGUCUUCAAGCAUUACGUUCUCGUGAAGAAAUAACAAAUCGUAGUUCAUCACCACGUUUAAAUAUCUUGGCAUCAGCUGAUUCAACAAAUUCAUCAACAUUAACAAUAAAUAAAAAUUCUGUGAAUACGCAGCCACGUACCAAUCAACAGAAAUGA
Rotaria sp. Silwood2 is the source of this 1980-nucleotide messenger RNA. NCBI's taxonomy places the organism in Eukaryota, Metazoa, Rotifera, Eurotatoria, Philodinida, Philodinidae. The record is from the annotation of a GenBank genome assembly.